AUGGACAUCACCCAGUUUGUAGUCUCUCACAGGGACGCCGCCCUGCUGGUAGGGGACUACAGCACCUACAGAACUCAGCUCUCGCGUCGACUGCCCGCAAUUCGUCGAAGACUGGGACGAACAACGCCCAAGAAUGCCAAAUAUGCGCCUAAAGCACCCAUUACCGCAGAGGACAUUGGGCGUGAUCACGAGUUUAUCCACCUACUCCUACUCACCGCCGAGCGAGCGUGGGCCCACGCCAUGCACAUGAAGUCUUCCCAUUCCGAAGACAAUGCGAAAGGGGGCAUCACCGGCUCUACACGGACUCACAUCAUAUCGCGUCUGAACAAGGCAGCAAAGUGCGCCAAGGAGCUGGCGAGCCUAUUAGCCGACCAGAAUACGACUGGAGCCACAGAUACCGACGUGUUGGAAGCGCAAGCCUACGCAUACUCGAUGGCAGGAGCGGAAGAAUUCGAGAGGCAAUCCGAAGGGAACGCACAGAAGCGGAACUGGGAGUUGUGUCUCAGGGACUUUGCGGCGGCCCGCGUCAUCUACAAUGCGUUAUUGCGUGCUACAGAGAAGGACUUGUUCAAGGAGAUCCUGGCAAGCACCAUCGACCCGAGCAUACGCUAUGCGGCAUACCAGUCAAAACUCCCUCGUACGACGGCCGUGUCAACGGUAGCAAAACAGUACUUUCCCAGAGACAAUUCAGACCUAGUCGCAGCAGUAGAGAAGCUGGAUGCGGAUGCUUUGAACGAUGAGGCAGCCGCGUCAGCAAGUCAAAAACCAGGCGCCGAAAAAGUCCCCAACACCAUAACCUGGCGCUCCCGCACGGCAAACAUCGUCGACGCAUCCAUAGGCCAAGCCCUCUUCUCCGUCUCCACCGCCGAAGCCCGCCUAUCCGACUUCCUCGCCUCCGCCGGCCCCGACACUCCCUCCAAAGACAAAGCCGCCGCCUACGACUCCGUCAUGAUCGCCAGCCAAGACGUCACAGACGCCACGCGCCGCGCGAUCGAGGAGCUCGAACGAGAAGGCGUCCCCGAAGGCGACCCCCGCAUGCAAGACCUCCGCGUCACUAGCCUCGCUGUCAACUAUGCCCUCAUCAGCUGGCGCAUUGGGCGCAACCGCGUCCUUAUCGGACCUGACGACGGUCUCGCCCUCGCGGGCGAGAAACGCAAACCGCCCAAGCGCCCGCGCAAGGACGGCAAAGAGUGGGUCGAGAAAGAAGAGGGAACAGGCCGCAAGCUCGCCCGCCUACGCGAACGAGUCGUUUUAUACGACGCGACGUUGCAGUCCCUCGACUCGAUCAAAGAACUUCGCGGCGCGGUGCGGGAUAGCGCUUUCAUCGCCGAGCUGGACGCCAAGCGCGCGUACUUCCAGGCGUUGAAGUGCCUCAAUAUCGGCUACUCCCACGCCCUCCUCUCCGCGCCCAAAAACGCGCUUGCGCUCUUUGUCCGCGCGCAGGACCUCGCCGCCCAGGCCUCCACUGCCGCCUCCGAGACUCCUGCAUCCCCGUCUGGACCCCCGAACCUCGACAUCGCGCCCUCCUUCGUCGAAGCACUGAGUACCCACCUCGAAGCCCUGAUAUCCCAAUAUCGCGGCCUCGUGGCGCUGCACAACCUGUCCACCCCCACCGCGGCCACCACCACCACCGCCUCCGCACCGCUCGUCGAACGCCUCAACGAGUAUCCGGCUCACGGCGUGGAUCUGGCGAAUCUGGUCACGUAUCCGCCGAGGCUCCGACCUGUGCUGGUGAAGCCGCUCUUCUUCGAUGUUGCGUGGAAUUAUGUCGAGUAUCCUGGGCGUGCGAAGGGAGAGGUUGUGGAGAAUGGGGUGGAGGGGGGGAAUGGUGCGGAGAAGGAGGAGGAGAGGGUAGAGGAGAAGCCGGUUAGGAGGGGGUGGUUUGGGUUUGGACGGUAG
Molecule: messenger RNA, 1899 nt
Organism: Coniosporium apollinis CBS 100218
Lineage: Eukaryota; Fungi; Ascomycota; Dothideomycetes
Exons: 3
Coding region: 1-1899 (632 amino acids)
Biological process (GO): SRP-dependent cotranslational protein targeting to membrane
Cellular component (GO): signal recognition particle, endoplasmic reticulum targeting
Molecular function (GO): 7S RNA binding; signal recognition particle binding; endoplasmic reticulum signal sequence receptor activity
Source: RefSeq, a predicted model, not a curated record